This is a messenger RNA of Punctularia strigosozonata HHB-11173 SS5, 645 nucleotides long. RefSeq lists its product as uncharacterized. Gene Ontology annotation, molecular function: gamma-glutamylcyclotransferase activity. Bases 1 to 645 code for a protein of 214 amino acids. The transcript is spliced from 3 exons. The record is from RefSeq and is a predicted model, not a curated record. Lineage: Eukaryota; Fungi; Basidiomycota; Agaricomycetes; Corticiales; Punctulariaceae.
AUGAACCCUCCCUUGCCAAGCACGCUUUACUUUGCCUAUGGAUCCAACCUGUGGUUGGAACAGAUGGCGCUCCGGUGCCCGAAUAGCCCGUACGUCGGCAUGGCAGUGCUCCGCGAUUGGCGAUGGAUCAUCAAUGAGCGCGGAUAUGCCACCAUCGUCCCUGCGCCUGGGGAUAUCGUCGUGGGCAUGGUCUAUGCCCUCGUGCCCGAGGACGAGAUGCGACUGGAUCGAAACGAGGGCGUCCCUUUCGCUUACGUCACAGAGUCCUUGAAAGCCACGGUGACGUGGGCGGGCGCCGCUCUGUCACAAGCCUCGAACGACGGGAACCGGGAUGGAGAAGAAGUGGAAUUGCUGGUGUAUGUCGACCACGAGCGGGUGCUGGAGUCCACGCCGAACGAGGAGUACGUUUGGAGGAUGAACAUGGGUAUCGCGGACGCCCUCGCGCGGGGGAUGACGUUGGAAUACGUCGAGAAGUAUCUGCGUCCGUUCAUCAGGGCCGAGGCAAGGGAGAAGGUCGAAGCGAUCGCCGUCCCGCGGUAUCUGAUGCCCGGACCACCACCGUCGCUCGGCAGGAUCCUUACUCAUCGGUGGUUCUACGCUGCGAUUUACUGCUUUCCGGGUUCUGGUAUGGGGAUGAAGAAGUAA